This is a messenger RNA of Camellia sinensis, 558 nucleotides long. The record is from RefSeq and is a predicted model, not a curated record. Lineage: Eukaryota; Viridiplantae; Streptophyta; Magnoliopsida; Ericales; Theaceae.
AAGACACGUGUCGUGGGUGGGUGUAUGAGAUAAAUCUGCAAAUUGGACGCGUUUCCGUCUAGCAAGUAACGCCGAAGAAAUAAAGCCCUCCUCCGUUCAUCGUCCCUAAAUUCUCUCUCCAGCUACCUCCUGCAGAUCUCGCCCUUCAACCAUGACAACCUCAAGGCGACUUGCUGAUAGGAAGGUGGAGAGAUUUGAGAAGAACAUCAAGAAGAGGGGGGCAGUGGCUGAAACAACAACAAAGAAAGGAAGUUCUUAUCCAGUGGGGCCUAUUGUGCUUGGGUUCUUCAUAUUUGUUGUCAUUGGAUCUUCUUUAUUUCAGAUAAUCCGGACAGCAACAAGUGGAGGCAUGGCUUGAAUGACGAGUUUACCCUUCCACAGUGAACUUUGGUAGCUGUAGGCUCCUCGUACUUUUGUCGUAUGUUGUUUUUGGUUUGGAUCAACUUCCCUUAUCUAGCAAAAUGAUCAUGUAAUUCUGGGUGUGGAUGUUUCCUGUGAGUUAAGGAAUGACCUAAAUAAAAUAUAAAAAAAAGUGACUUAUUAUUUUUUGCUUUCCCA